Symphalangus syndactylus (siamang) is the source of this 915-nucleotide messenger RNA. It is a transcript of the gene LENG1, whose product is annotated as leukocyte receptor cluster member 1. NCBI's taxonomy places the organism in Eukaryota, Metazoa, Chordata, Mammalia, Primates, Hylobatidae. The record is from RefSeq and is a predicted model, not a curated record.
AGAGGCGGGCGUGCCAGUCCCUGGACAGCUACGACGCCAUGAAUAUCUUGCCCAAGAAGAGCUGGCACGUCCGGAACAAGGACAAUGUCGCCCGCGUGCGCCGUGACGAGGCCCAGGCCCGGGAGGAGGAGAAGGAGCGUGAGCGGAGGGUACUGCUGGCUCAGCAAGAGGCCCGUACAGAAUUCCUACGGAAGAAAGCCAGACAUCAGAGCUCACUGCCUGAGCUUGAAGCAGCAGAGGCGGGAGCCCCAAGUUCGGGCCAUGUGGACCUGUUUCGGGAGCUCCUGGAGGAAGGGAAAGGAGUGAUCAGAAGCAAUAAAGAGUACGAGGAAGAAAAGCGACAAGAGAAAGAGAGGCAAGAGAAAGCUCUGGGCAUCUUGACAUACCUGGGCCAGAGUGCAGCAGAGGCACAGACUCAACCCCCUUGGUACCAGCUACCCCCAGGGCGAGGGGGCCCCCCGCCCGGCCCAGCCCCAGAUGAGAAGAUCAAGAGCCGUCUGGACCCUCUGCGGGAGAUGCAGAAGCAUCUGGGGAAGAAGAGACGGCACAGCGGUGAUGAAGGCAAUCGCAGCAGAAAGGAAAAGGAGGGGUCUGAGAAGCAGCAACCCAAGGAGCCUCCAUCCCUGGACCAGCUUCGAGCUGAACGUCUGCGGAGGGAAGCAGCUGAGAGGGCUCGGGCGGAGGCCCUGCUGGCCCGGGUCCAAGGCCGGGCACUACAGGAGGGUCAGCCGGAAGAAGACGAGACAGAUGACCGGCGGCGGCGGUACAACUCCCAAUUCAACCCCCAGCUGGCCCGGCGCCCCCGCCAGCAGGACCCUCACCUUGCUCAUUGACUCCUGAGGGGGUACAGGAGAGGCCGCUGCUGCCAGCCGUCAUAUAAAACUAUUUAUUCAUAAAUAUUUUCCAAAAUGAAAA